AAUAGAUAUUAUUACCAUUACUAUUACUAUCCAUCCUUACGGGUCGAAGACGCUUCACAGUGGAAAUAUUUUCUACGCUCAAUAUAUACUGUUGCAAAUAUCACUCCCCAUGAGAAAUAACCUCCAAAACAAAAAAGAUGACAUUUUUGUCAAGUCCAUCAAAAUUGACCCUUGGCUAAAGAAAUUAUGUUUCAGUGCUUGUUGCUAAUCACAGAAAAGUAGUCGAAGCUUAAUUUGCAACAAAGUAGUACCCCAGAAAUGGAUGAGAAUAACUGGAAUCCGCCAAGUAGACCAAAAAGAAACGACGCAUCUAGAGGUGGCGGCUCACCCAGAACAAGAGCCGCCACAAGAACAAAUCCAUUAAACAUCAAUUUACCUUCUGCAUCUGCAUAUAUAGAUGACGUGACAAUCAAUGCGGUGUUGACUAGCAGUCUGAUAGAUAACAUUGGACCUGGCAAUUUCACUCAAUUUAGAGUUCCAAUGAGGAAUUCAAGCGGAUAUAUUAAUGCUAACGAAACAUUUGGAGAACAAUCUGAAUUUGCCUUCAGCUGGAUGGCUAAGCACAUUGGCCAGGGAGGAGGCAGAGGAGCGGCAUACGCGCGUCUCAAGAAAUUCGAAAAGGAGCUCACCAGCAACGUCGGAGGACAGCAGUUUAUUGAGGAGGAGGACGAGCCUCUGCAGAAGGAUCCCAGAUUCCUGCUCUCGCAACUCGCCAUGGCCGAGCAGAAUGGCAACCCACAGGUCGCUUCCGAUCGGGAGGAGUCUAUUAUGGAGUGGUUUGACCGGUGUGUAGAGAAAGAACUGAGAAAACGUAAAGAGCUGGACACUGAAGUCGCAGGACCAUUGUUUGAUGUAAUACCACCUCCAAAAGACCUUAAUGUCACCAAAGCGCUUCUGGAUCGAAUGUCCGAGGCUAGCAGUAGUCGUGUGGAAAUCUGCACCCAAAUGCGCAUGACUCCGGACACGGAACUGACAGAGGCUGCUGAUAAAUACGCCAAAGCGGAGGCUAUGUGCGCCUUUGCCGGAGCUGUCAGAGCUGCAGAAGCUGCUGCAGAAGGUAAGUAUUCCAGGAAUGUCUACUAGUAUUAUAAAUGAGAUAAAAGUAGUUUCUGAUAAUGCUGGUGGAACGAACUAUGACAAUUUUCCUUUCUGUAUCAUCACUAAUGGAAGAAGAUAUCGAAUCUACAUCAGCCAGAAUCUGAUUGCAAUGACACUGUUAACAAACGGUUCAACGCUGAAUUUUGGACCCAAAGAAAGAAAUCUUGAGAUGUCAUCUGAAAUGUAUAUAAUGUGGUCAAUAAAUGAAAUGGAAGGCGUCCAUGUGCAGCCGGAUAAAGUAUUCAGUAUUAUGUGGACACUUUCAAAAAUAUGAGCUAAAUGCCGCUCCGCCUGGUUUCGCCGAGGAAGCAGCCGUUGCAAGCGCCAGAGUCUUCCAAUCAGAAGUGACAGCCACCUCAAUGAUCAAAGAGGAAGUCGGAGGGUUCAAACCCCUGGAAGUGGUCGGAUACGUCGGAAUCACCAAGCCCAAAAAUCCCAUCAAACCCAAUAAUUUGAAUAAGAAAUAGCCAGGCAUCAAUCCUAGGUUCUAAUCCAACCCGUAUACAUCCCUGCUAUUUGUAUUUCUUACCUUGAUUUACCAUUUGAUAAUGAAUGUGUUUUUUAUUAAAUAUGUGAUUUUGAA
Acanthoscelides obtectus is the source of this 1681-nucleotide messenger RNA. The record is from the annotation of a GenBank genome assembly. Lineage: Eukaryota; Metazoa; Arthropoda; Insecta; Coleoptera; Chrysomelidae.